GCCCCGGGUGGCGCAGUGCCGGUGCCCCCGGGGGUACGGUCCCGUGCGCCGGCGGUGCAGCCCCGUGUCCGGGCGCCGGCGCGGCCCCUCCGCUGUCGGUCGCUCCCCGCCUGCGCCGCCGCCGCUCUGGGCUGACGCUGCCGGGCCCGCCCCACUCCGCCGCCGCGCGGCCUCCCCGGGCACAUGUUGGCGCAGGCCCACGGUGCCGGUCCCCGCAGGCGAUGGGGGCGUGUGAGCCCCCCAACUUCUCGUGGGUAGCAGAGGGGCGGCUGGCGGGGCUGGCCAUGCCGCGGGAGCCGGGCCACUACCGGUUCCUGCUGGGCCAGGGCGUGCGGCACCUGGUGUCGCUGUCGGAGCGGGCACCGCCGCACCACGGCUGCUGCCCCGCCAUCCGGCUCCACCGGCUCCGCAUCCCCGACUUCACCCCCCCGACGCCCGAGCAGAUCCAGAGCUUCCUGCAGCUGGUGGAGGACGCCAACGCCCGCGGCGAGGCCGUGGCGGUGCACUGUAUGCUGGGGUGCGGGCGGACGGGCACCAUGCUGGCCUGCUACCUGGCGAAGGUGGGGAAGAUGAGCGGCGACAACGCCAUCCGGGAGAUCCGGCGGCUGCGGCCUGGCUCCAUCGAGACGCAGGAGCAGAAGGAAGCCGUGAUCCGGUUCUGCCAGCGCCUUCGCACUGGAGAGGACAACGAGGAGCCGUGAGCGCGACCAACUCCCCGAGGCAGCCUGUGAUGGACGGGUUCGAUGGAGACGGUCACCCCAAGGUGCUGCUGUCUGUCCCCUCCCGCAUUAAAGGACUCCCUUGUGGCUUCUC
This is a messenger RNA of Chroicocephalus ridibundus (black-headed gull), 813 nucleotides long. RefSeq names its product dual specificity phosphatase 23 (gene DUSP23). The record is from RefSeq and is a predicted model, not a curated record. The coding region runs from base 222 to 701 and encodes 159 amino acids. Gene Ontology annotation, biological process: protein dephosphorylation. Gene Ontology annotation, molecular function: protein tyrosine/serine/threonine phosphatase activity; protein tyrosine phosphatase activity. The transcript is spliced from 4 exons. Lineage: Eukaryota; Metazoa; Chordata; Aves; Charadriiformes; Laridae. Gene Ontology annotation, cellular component: cytoplasm.